Messenger RNA from Morchella sextelata, 891 nucleotides. RefSeq lists its product as uncharacterized. Lineage: Eukaryota; Fungi; Ascomycota; Pezizomycetes; Pezizales; Morchellaceae. The record is from RefSeq and is a predicted model, not a curated record. The transcript is spliced from 12 exons. Bases 1 to 891 code for a protein of 296 amino acids.
AUGGAUGUUUUCCUCGAAUUCGAAUUCAUCUACGAUGAUACUUGGGUUAUUCUUGUGAAGAGUGGUGGAAGGGACAUGUGGGGGUCGAGUGACGUUGUAAAGUUUAAGUCGAAUGGAAGUGCGGUUGGGCUCGUAUCGAUGCGUGGGGCUGUUCGGUCCACGUCUCGUAUUGUAUUCGGCCCCAACUCGGAGGGGGUUUUCGACUAUCUUCGAAUGGCAUUAGAUAUGGGUGUUACAAUUCGACUUCAAUCCGGAUAUCAUAAGUGCUCACUACAUGUAGCUAGCGAUUAUUCAACAAGGCUUUCUCGAAAGCCCAUAUCGGCUCCUACCGUCCUAUUAGCUUCCACCAAGGCUUCCCCGAACUAUCAUAUAUCAUACCAGUCACUAGCUUCAACCAAGGCUGCUCCUGCCUACAUAUCUUCACAGCACGUCACUCGCGCCACGAACAAGGCUGCAAACACUCGUACCACCAGCGGGGGUGGUACAGGCGUGGUACACACACAGGUCACACAGAGCAGAUCUUUAUCGAUUGGUGUCACAGGGUACCUGUCUCAAUUGCUCAUACCUUGCCCUAUCUAUCUAUCUAGCGGCUGGAUCUCUUCGUCCAACGUUGUGCAACACCGAUUCCCGUUCUCCCAAGGCGUUCUGGAAGGCGCGGUUUCGAACGGGGAGGUGGAUCUCGUGGCAGGGAUCAUCCUAUUCUAUCAUCUAUGGCCGCGCGUGAAGUGGGGCGCGAAAUCGGUAGAGUACUUGUUACGGGGGCUAUGGUUAGCGGGAGCUAGGGUUCAAGUAGAGGGCGCGGGUUGUGGUCUCCAAGGAUGGCGUACCGCAGUAUCAGCGUGCAGGGACCGCGGUAAGUACGGCUGUCUACAUGUAGUCUACUUACUCUAA